Prorocentrum cordatum is the source of this 2685-nucleotide messenger RNA. The record is from the annotation of a GenBank genome assembly. NCBI's taxonomy places the organism in Eukaryota, Dinophyceae, Prorocentrales, Prorocentraceae.
AUGGAUUUGUGCAGAGCGCGCACGGGGGAGACAGCGCGCGGCCUGAUGUAUAAGGCGACGGCGCCCUCGACGGUGGCGAGUGCUUGCCCGGCAGAGUUGGCAGCGCUCUGGGUUGGAGUUGUCCUAGCCGAACACUGGUUGAAACCAAAGAUUCCGCGUGGGAUUCUCUGCGAUGCUGCCCGGUCUCUCGUUGGCGGCGAUCUCCAGACGCUGGAGAUGGCGGCCGUAGGCGCGGUGGUCGACGCGGGGGUCGCGGUGGUUGGGCCAGCGGCGGACUUGGUGGUCAUGCAGCUGGGCGUGGUGGUCAUUGUGGAGGCUGGGACGGGUAGUGCGCCGAGCAGCAUCUCGGCAUUGCCAGUCUGCCUCCGCAGCUUCGCGAGGGGCCGGGCCAGCGUCGUCGCGCCCAUGGCCACGCGACCCGAUGAACUCGACGGCCGCGUCGGACGGGCGGCCUUCCGAUUCGAGCGCCACAGGCGCCAAGUUCCCGCGUUGCAGAGGGUAGCGGUCGCGUUCGUCGCGGUCCGCCUGAAGUCCGGGCAGUGGCGGCCCAGAGGCGGCUCGCCGCGCAAGUAUGUGCUGCGCGAUGGCGAGGUGGAGCACGAGGACGACGACCCCGGCGCCGAGGAGGACGAGGACACGAACGACGAGGACGAACCCCUCGACGAGGGUGACGAGGACGACGACGCCAAGUCCGGCGACGAGGCGCUCGCGAGCGCACGGUCCCAGACGGAGGUCGCCCAGGACGCCGCCGCGGAGCAGGCCCCGGAGCAGGAGGCACAGGGCGGCGAGCCCGCCGAGCAGCCGCCGCCGGCGUGGCCGGAGAGCCUGCCCGCGCCGGCCAUGCUCCGAAGCGAGGCGAACGCCUACCAUGACACGCUGGCAGCAGGGCACUGGGUCACCUUCGACCAGCUCAAGCAAUCCUGCGACUCGCUGGUGAUGUACAUACCGCCCGGGGAGCGCAUGCUGAAGUCCUGCCUCGACAGCAGGUGGGCCGGCGACCGCCAGCAGCCAUUCUGCCCGCCGCCCCUGCACGUGAUGCGGCUGCGCCUGACGCCCAUGGCGCCGCAGGAGGGCGAGGAGGAGCCCGCCGAGGGCGCGGGGGCAGAGCCGGCCAGCGACCCAGCGCCGAGGUGCAGGGUCAUUCUCUGCUACGAGCCGCUGCGGCUGAACCCCCUCGCGCUGGCCGCGGCGGGCGGCAAACACCUGGCCGCCGGCCCUGGCGGCGGCGUGUCCGCCUGCCUGCUGCAGCGCAUGGGGCGCUGGGAGGCGCCUGGGGCAGGCCCCGAGGCCCCGCCCGACUUCCUCCACCUCGUGGCUGGCGACGGCCGCCUCGGCGCCACCACCCGCUGCUGCACGCUGCCCGCCGGGGAGCACCUCUACCUCGUGCUCGACGACGCCGCGCGCGCGGGCUCUACCCUCUCCGUGUUCGUGGACGGGUCGCGGCUCAACCUGGAGCGCUCGGUCGUCGAGUUCGUGGAGCUGCCCAAGCUCUUCCAGGAAAGCCAAGUGCCCAUGCAGCUCGUGUCGCCCGCGGAGUACCCCGUGCAAGACGGCUUCAGUAUUUGGACCAAGGCAGAGGUGCUGCUGUGGGGAGAGGAGCUGGCAGCCCAGUGCCUGGAGAUCGUCUCCCACCUCACGGACACCUCGCUGUACCAGCACCUGACGCUCACCAUCCUCCAGCUCCAGCAGGGCGGGGCCGCCACCCAGCUGCUGCGCUCCCCGCUGCUGAGGCUGCUGUCCCUCCCGCUGGGCCCAGUGUGCGAGACCGCUGCGUGCGAGCCCAGCGAGGGCGGCCAGGCUGUGAAGUGCGUGCUGAUGUUGGAGGCGGACGUCCCCUCGCCAGUCCCCGCGGGCGCCUUCUCCAUGCACCUGGCGCUGCCCCACCGCGAGAUGCCCGGCGCCGACCAGCGGGCGGCGCUGCCGCCGCCGGCGGAGGAGCCGCCGAAGGAGGAGCCAGCUCAGGUGGAUAUGAAGAAAGCCCAGGGCAAGAAGAGCUUGAAGCCGUCGCCCGAGGAGCUCAAGCGGAGCUCCCUCGGCGCCUCCGCGGAGGAGGCGGCCCAGGAGGGCGCGAGGCGGCCCCUCGUGGUCCGCGGCCUGCGGACCGACAGCGUGCUGCGGUGGAGCGGUGAGACCGCGCCCAACGACCGCCACCUGGUGCUCUGCGAGCGCAUCACCGCGGCCGCCGGGGCGGGCGAGGGAGGAGGGGGGGGAGAAGGAGGGGCGGCGGAGGAGGGGCGCCCGCCCCAGGCGCCGCCCGCGGAGGAGAUGCGGCCAAAAGUCAAAGGCGAUGCGGAGGGCGAGUGGAAGGACCCGGAGCCGCUGCAGGCUGGCGCGAAGGUCGAUCCGAAGCAGUACGGCGGGAGGAACAAUUGGCUGAAGUGCUGCAGGACAGUCCUGGAGGAAACCUCCAAGGAGUCAGUGUUCCUUCCGCACAUCGUGCUGGCCGAGGGGUCGACGCACCUGCUGUACGUUUACCUCGACCUGUACAGAGGUCCCGGCAACCUCGAGGGCGGCACCUGGACCCUGGAGUUCUUCGGGUCUGGCGCGGUAGAGGUGGGCGCGGACACCACGGAAGCGGACCUGGAGGCGCUCGUGCGCAGGUCGCUGGGCAGGGCGCGGCCCCGCAGGACGGCAGGCCCGACGCGGAGGGAGAGGGCCCAAGCUAGUCGGCGCAACGCCUGGGAG